Centruroides sculpturatus (bark scorpion) is the source of this 3041-nucleotide messenger RNA. RefSeq lists its product as uncharacterized. The record is from RefSeq and is a predicted model, not a curated record. Gene Ontology annotation, cellular component: membrane. The coding region runs from base 306 to 2969 and encodes 887 amino acids. Gene Ontology annotation, molecular function: nucleic acid binding; sodium:proton antiporter activity. The transcript has 14 exons. Gene Ontology annotation, biological process: proton transmembrane transport. NCBI's taxonomy places the organism in Eukaryota, Metazoa, Arthropoda, Arachnida, Scorpiones, Buthidae.
GCUUAAGAUGCUUCCAUAAGUUGCUCCUUUGUAUUUCCAAUUAAUUUACAUACAUUUUUGAUACCUUUUCACUAACCGGGAUAAAAUUACAAACAGGCUGGGACAAGUCGUACAAAAACCUUUGUCAAAUUUUUUUUAAUUUAAAUUUUAAAAAUGUAUUAAUUUUUACAAAUAUAUUUUCGAACAAAAUUUAAACGUCAUUAUACGAAUGGUUAUUAAUUUUCGAAUUAGGAAGGUUCGAGUUCGAAACCGUUUUAAUUUAUUAAAACGAGUGUAAAGAAAUUGAAGUGUCUUUUGGUUUCAAAAUGUACAAGUUUUCUGAAUGGAAUGAUACUGGAAGGAACGAUGACUCUAGCAUUGUUAAUCCUAAGAUGCAACCAUAUAAUAUUUUGUUUUUAUUUGUUAGCAUUGCUCUUGGAGCUCUAGUGCGAUUUUUAUUGAAGAAAAUUCGUCUGCCUUACACAGUUGUAUUAUUGGUUUGUGGUGCUCUGUUUGGUUUGGCUUCCUCCAGAUUCUCCAGCUUAGAAAAAUACACGCAGAUUACAAGAAUGGAUCCUCACGUUAUUCUGCACGUCUUUUUACCCAUCCUCAUCUUCGAAUCUGCUUUCGCUCUCGAUGCUCAUACUUUUCUAAGAUGUUUCGCUCAAUGUUUAAUCCUCUCUGUUCCUGGAUUGAUUGUUUCUUCUGCAUUAACUGCCGUGUUAUCUUAUAAAAUAUUUUCCGAAUAUCAGUGGAAUUGGGCAACUUCUUUUCUUUUUGGCACCAUUCUCAGUGCUACAGAUCCUGUUGCUGUAGUAGCGUUGCUUCGAGAGUUAGGAACAUCGAAAUCGUUAUCCACUAUUAUCGAAGGUGAAUCGUUACUAAACGAUGGUUCUGCAAUUGUAGCGUACGACAUCUUAAGAGAAUUAGUGGUACCAGGAACUACUGUAACAGCUACGCAGAUUUUCUUGAAAUUUUGUCAGAUUGCUUUAGGUGGACCAGCGCUUGGUUUUAUAGUCGGAAAAUUAGCAGUGUUCUGCCUUUCGCAUAUAUUUAACGAUGCCGUUAUUGAAAUCACAGUAACGUUAAGUGCUGCAUAUUUGACAUACUACCUUGCAGAAGUUGUUUUACAUGUUUCUGGAUUGUUGGCAGUUGUCAUUUUGGGUGUUGUUAUAAGUGCUGAGAAAGCUAGCAUUAGUCCCGAAGUUGAAGGAUUUGUCCACAGAUUUUGGGAGAUGCUAUCUUACUUUGCAAACACGGUAAUUUUUAUAGUAGUGGGCCUAGUUAUAACAGAAAGAGCAGCAAGUCAUAUAGAAGAACAAGAUUGGUUUCAUAUUUUAGUGACAUAUGUUGGCGCUACAUUUUUCAGAUUAGUAAUGAUAGUGCUGUUUAGUCCUCUACUCUCUAGACUCGGUUACGGAUUAAAAUGGCAAGAAGUAAUAGUUAUGACUUGGGGAGGUCUUAGNUUGAGAAUCAGCUUAAAGGAGUUUAAGGCAAGUAUGGGUUGGUGUAGAAGAAUGAUGAAAAGGAACGGUUUAUCACUACGACGGCGGACAACUCUCGCGCAAAAUCUUCCUGACGACUUUAAUAAAAAAUUGUUGGCUUAUCAGCGCCAUGUUAUAUCAUUACGCAAAAAGCACAACUACAGUCUUGGAAAUAUGGGAAGUGCAGACCAAACACCAGUCUAUUUUGGCAUGUCUUCCGACCUUACGGUAAAUAAGAAAGGUGAAGAAACGGACUUAUUGAAGUCAGCUGGUUAUGAAAAGUCCAGAAUUACUGUUAUGCUUGCUGUUACUGCUGACGGACAAAAGCUUCGACCUUACGUUAUAUUGAAACGUCAAACAAUGCCCAAAGAAAAGCUGUGUUCCGGAAUUGUUUUUCGGGUCCAAGAAAAAGGUUGGAUGACAGAGGAGUUGGUAUUAGACUGGUUGAAUGUGAUAUGGGGAAAACGGCCAGGUUCUCUGAGAAACUCCCGCUCCAUGCUAGUCCUUGAUGCAUUUCGAGGCCACCUUACGAUAAGUGUUAAGGAAAAAAUUGAGGCAUUGAAUUCUGAUCUCGUAAUAAUACCGGGUGGUAUGACUUCUCAGUUGCAAGUCUUGGAUGUGGUGAUAAUUGAGAAACGAAUGAAAAAAUUACUAAAUGCACCUACGAGUAUGCUUCCUGCACCACCCAUUGAGUUAUUAAAGAACGUCGAUUGGAUCGCUGGAAAUGAAGCAGUUUUUAAUUUUAUCAAGGAAAGAGCCGAAGUCAUUUGUUUUUCCAAAGGAUGCACUAUAGAGGAAGCAGGAGACGAACCAUCGGGAAUUUACGUUAUAACAGUCGGUCUUGUAAAGGUUGUUGGAAGAAUCGAACCAACUCAAGAUGGAAGUUUACCAAAUGUCGAUUCUUUCCAUUGGUUUCCUAAUCAGCAAGAACUAGAGGACUAUCUGACGGUGGGUAAACUGCUAGGAGAAUUAGGAAUUUUGACAGGGAAGCCAAUGAGCACUUCAGCAAUUGCUGAUACUGAAGUGCAGGUGUUUUACAUACCUUAUAAAGAUAUGAUGGAAGCACUUAAAAUCUUUAAGGAUGACCCAAGUUUAGAGUAUAAAAUGUGGAGGAGUUGUUCCUUAAGGAUUGCUAAACAUGUUUUAAGAAAUCAUCCAGAUUUUCAGGAAUGGCCUUACAGUAGAAUAAUAAUGUAUUUGUCAAGAGCAUAUAUACCUGAUACUAAAAAACUGAACAUUCUGGAUUUGGCAUCUGACAUAGAAGAUAUCAUAUUAAUACAGGGCAUGGCUACUGAUCCACAGAAAAAUGAAUUAUACAAAGGAAUAUGUUACAUACCUUGUACAGUCAGGACAUUAAUCUUUCCGCAAGAUUGCAAAGUGAAACCAUUGAUAGUGUUGAUUGGCAGUAUAGAUCCAAAUCUAGAUUGGUCAGGAGAAGCUAAAUUAAGUCAACUUAAACAAUCAUCUAUGACCUUGAAGAGCAGAAAGCGCCUAUCUAGAAUGUAAGAAGAAUUGCCAAUCAUUAUUUAAAAUCAAGAAAAAUUGUAUAGAAGUUUACAAAUGUAAUAUAAAUUUAAU